Molecule: messenger RNA, 576 nt
Organism: Suillus bovinus
Lineage: Eukaryota; Fungi; Basidiomycota; Agaricomycetes; Boletales; Suillaceae
Exons: 4
Biological process (GO): positive regulation of translational fidelity; translation
Cellular component (GO): cytosolic small ribosomal subunit
Molecular function (GO): rRNA binding; structural constituent of ribosome
Source: RefSeq, a predicted model, not a curated record
AGGGCCCCACGGAAUCACAGCAAGACAUACAAAGUCCCUCGUCGCCCAUUCGGUUCAGCUCGUCUCGAUGCUGAGUUGAAGCUUGCUGGCGAGUACGGCCUACGAAACAAGCGUGAGAUCUGGCGUAUCGGUCUCAUCCUUUCCAAAAUCCGUCGUGCAGCCCGUGAGCUGCUCAAACUUGAUGACAAAGAUCCCAAGCGUCUCUUCGAGGGUAACGCCCUCAUUCGUCGGCUCGUUCGGAUUGGUGUGUUGGACGAAACCCGCAUGCGUCUGGAUUACGUGUUGGCAUUGAAAGUGGAGGACUUCUUGGAACGUCGUCUCCAAACACAGGUCUUCAAGACCAACCUCGCAAAGAGCAUUCACCAUGCCCGUGUUUUGAUCAGACAACGUCACAUUCGCGUCGGCAAGCAAAUUGUCAACAUUCCAUCGUUCGUUGUCCGUCUUGAUUCCCAGAAGCACAUCGACUUCGCUCUCACAUCGCCAUACGGAGGUGGACGCCCCGGCCGUGUCAAGCGCAAGCGUGCUGCCGCUGCCGCCAAGCGGGAAGAGGGUGGCGAGGAGGAGGAGGAAGAGUAA